This is a messenger RNA of Sphenostylis stenocarpa, 783 nucleotides long. The record is from the annotation of a GenBank genome assembly. Lineage: Eukaryota; Viridiplantae; Streptophyta; Magnoliopsida; Fabales; Fabaceae.
AUGCCGCAAGGGGAUUACAUAGAGCGUCACCGAAGAGACUAUGGCUACCGCCUCGAUCACUUCGAGCGGAAGCGCAAGAAAGAGGCUCGGCAAGUUCACAAGCGCUCUGCAAUGGCUCAGAAGGCCCUUGGUAUCAAGGGAAAGAUUAUUGCCAAGAAAAAUUAUGCUGAAAAGGCGCAGAUGAAGAAGACUUUGGCCAUGCAUGAGGAGUCAACAUCUAGGCGCAAGGCCGAUGAUAAUGUUCAGGAUGGAGCCGUUCCUGCUUAUCUACUGGACCGUGAUAACACGACCAGAGCAAAGGUUCUCAGCAACACCAUUAAGCAAAAGAGGAAGGAGAAGGCUGGGAAGUGGGAUGUUCCUCUACCCAAGGUACGUCCUGUGGCUGAAGAUGAAAUGUUCAAAGUGGUCCGGACUGGUAAAAGAAAAACCAAGCAAUGGAAGAGGAUGGUUACUAAAGCUACAUUUGUUGGGCCUGGUUUUACCAGGAAGCCUCCAAAGUAUGAGCGAUUCAUUCGUCCAACAGGAUUGCGGUUCACCAAAGCCCAUGUCACUCAUCCUGAACUUAAAUGCACGUUUAAUCUAGAAAUAAUUGGAGUAAAGAAAAAUCCUAAUGGCCCUAUGUACACCUCCCUUGGUGUCAUGACCAAGGGAACUAUAAUUGAGGUGAAUGUUAGUGAACUUGGCCUUGUCACACCUGCGGGCAAAGUUGUGUGGGGAAAAUAUGCUCAGGUUACCAAUAAUCCAGAAAAUGAUGGUUGUAUAAAUGCGGUGUUACUUGUCUAA